Molecule: messenger RNA, 4676 nt
Organism: Nerophis ophidion (straightnose pipefish)
Lineage: Eukaryota; Metazoa; Chordata; Actinopteri; Syngnathiformes; Syngnathidae
Product: zinc finger CCCH domain-containing protein 7B-like
Exons: 22
Coding region: 1445-4285 (946 amino acids)
Biological process (GO): miRNA processing
Molecular function (GO): protein binding; metal ion binding; miRNA binding
Source: RefSeq, a predicted model, not a curated record
GCAUCAGGAGGUAUGCGGUCAGGCAGAACAAAAUCUGACUCAGGGAACCGGACGCCCCUGCCAUGCAUAGUCCCCUGAUAUGUCUGCCAACAAGGUGACUAUUAUGGCUAAUUGGACUUGGGUCGCAAGCUCAGGUCUGAUUAUCCUGUAGCUGUCCGCCUCUGGAGAGGGUGUAUAGUGUUAAAGGCCGAAACACCCAGUGACCCAGAGGAACACUACUGAUGAUGCGCACCCGUAAAUUAUUUUAUCCUUCAGGUCUUCCAUUCACGUUCACUGUUCACCUACAAGGCCACCAAGUGUAUGUGCUCACAAAGGAUGCAGACACCUCAUUCUGUUUUAAAUUCGUCUUAGGAGUCUUUUUACAUGUUUUUAGGAGUAUUUUUACGUGUUUUAUGAGUUUUCUACGUGUUUUAGGAUCUGUUUUUAAAUUUGUUUUAGGAGUCUUUUACAUGUUUUUAGGAGUAUUUUUACGUGUUUUAUGAGUUUUUUUACGUGUUUUAGGAGUCUUAUUAUGAGUUUUAGGAGUCUUGUUAUGUGUUUUAGGAGUAAUUUACGUUUUAGAUGUCACUGUGCAUCUCUUCGGACUCAUUUUAUGUGUUUUGGUUUUAAUGUUUUAGAAGUCGGUUGUUGUGUUUGUAAAUGUUUUACUCGUCAUUUAAUGUGUUAAGUCAUUUUAUGCAUUUGUGUUUUGCACAAGAGGUAGAACAUCUCACUCUGUGUUUUCUGGAAUCUGUGUCAUACUUGAUCAUUUUGCAAUAUUGCCAUAUUUUUGCUGAAAGUAUUUAGUAGGGAACAUCCACGAUAAAGUUCGCAACUUUUGGUCGCUAACAGAAAAGCCCUGCCUUUACCGGAAGUCGCAGACGAUGACGUCACCCGCUGAGGGCUCCUCGCAUCCUUACAUUGUUUUUAAUGGGAGCCUCCAACCAAAAGAGCUAUUCGGACGGAGAAAACAACAAUUUCCCCAUUAAUUUCAGCGAGGAUGAAAGAUUUGUGUUUGAGGAUAUUGAUAGCGAUGGACUAGAAAAAAACAAAAAAAAACGCGAUUGCAUUGGGACGGAUUCAGAUGUUUUUAGGCACAUUUACUAGGAUAAUUCUGGGAAAUCCCUUAUCUUUCUAUUGUGUUGCUAGUGUUUUAGUGAGUUUAAUAGUACCCGAUAGUUGGAGGGGUGUGUCCACGGGUGUCUUGAGGCCAGUGUCUGAUGGAAGUCGACGGCAGCAAUAUGGACGGCACAAUCUCAGCUGAUCCCCGGACUUCCUGGUCAAGUUGGUGUGCAACCUUCUCGACGAGGGCAAGUGCUGCUUCACAGAUGGCUUGGGGAAUCAAGCCGUGAAGGAGUUCAGCGAAGGCUUGAGUGUUUCCCACUACGCCGCGGCAAAAGGAAUCCAGAUCCCUCAGGCUUUACUGGGGACUCUGUACUUCAACCGGGCCACCGCCUACCACAGCAUGAGGCAAUACAAUGAAGGAGUGAAGGACUGUGACAAAGCCCUGGAAGUUUGUGAAGAGAAACAGCGGGCGCGCUACUUGAAGGCGCUCUGUUUGAAGCAGCUUGGCAAGCACAAGGAGGCGUAUGACUGCACAACUGCCUGCAUGCUCACCACACAUCAGGACAAACACGUGAAGGAACUUGCAGAGGAACUUGCCAACCACCUGGGACUGAAAAAACGAAAGGCCUAUGUGGCUGCUAACAACAUGAAGUCUUUGAGUGGACCUGCGGCAGUCCGUUUACCCAGCAUGCCUCAAGCGGAGCUUCCUGUCAAAAUAAAUAACGGAGCGGCCGCAAGCCUGGACACUUUGGACGACUGUCUGGUGAUUGGAGACGACUUGGACAGCCUGCUGGACUCCAUCCCUAAUGAGCAUGCUCAGGUGGCUGCUAACAACAUGAAGUCUUUGAGUGGACCUGCGGCAGUCCGUUUACCCAGCAUGCCUCAAGCGGAGCUUCCUGUCAAAAUAAAUAACGGAGCGGCCGCAAGCCUGGACACUUUGGACGACUGUCUGGUGAUUGGAGACGACUUGGACAGCCUGCUGGACUCCAUCCCUAAUGAGCAUGCUCAGAUGGUCGUUCUAGAAGGAGCGGCCCCUGGCAGCAGAGAAAGCCCCUUGGUGCUGCCCACGCCUCACCUCCCGCCAGCUUUCUUCAGCUCAGGCGUCACACAACUUGGCUCCAAUUCGCUCGGUGCUCACAACCCGCUGGACGCCCUGGAUGACCUCUGCCCCCCGCCCGGCGAUGCUCCAAACCUCAACUCCAAAGCGCUUCACUCGCUGGGCGACGACUCCAACCUUCCCCGGUGUGCCCAUCCGUCCAGAACGGACCCGCAGGAGCGGGAAAAGUCGCUCGACGAUCUGCUCAGCGAGCUUCACCCUGUGGGCGUCACCUCUGCUGCUGGUGUGGACCCGCUGAACUCCCUGGACUCCCUGGAUUCGUUUCCCUCUGUGAAAGGUGGUUCUUCGCCCGCCCUCCCCGAGGUGGGAGCAGGCCUGGAUCAGCUCUGCAACUUCAGCUCCUCUGCCCUCACAAUCUCUCACGGCGUGCUUCCUCCCAUCAAGCCACCCCUGGGGAGCAAGAACAAACAGAAGAAUAUGUGUUUUCCAGUUUCGAACCCUCUGUCAGCCACGCAUGAAUUCCUGCAGGCCUGCUCGGCCUGCUUCCCUCGCCUAGGUCAAGGAAUAUUCACCUUUGUCCACAAGGCCGACCUGGUCCACAGUUGCAAGCGAGACAUUCUCUUGUGCAGGCGAAAGGCGGCUUUGCCCACGGAGUGGACCAGAGUGCGACAGCCACCGACCUGGACCUCCUUCACAGGGCCCUUUGUUCUUUGCAGAGAGCUGCUGAAGUCCGGCGACCUAGGCCUGUGCAAGUUUGGGGAAAAGUGCACCUUCGCCUUCAACCAACUGGAAAUAGAGGUGUGGACAGAGGAGAGGAAGGGCACGCUGGAUAGAAACCUGCUCUUUGGACCAUCCCAGGCCCUCAGGAUGGACCCUGCCAGCAGCGUCCUUCACCUAAUGCAGGAGCACAAGGGCAUGUUCCUGUUCCUCUGCCAGGAAUGUUAUGACAGCAAACCUCGGAUCAUCAGUACACGCAGCAGAGAAAAGCCCACCCUGUGCUCCCACAUAGACGCCCACCACUCCUUUGAUGCCAACAAGUGUUUAGCUUUUGUGGUAAGGACCACCAACGUCAACUACAGAAAAGUGCGUCCCCUGGGCGUGUUGGCCCACUUUGCACUCUGUCCCCAAGUCUUCCGUUACGGCUGCCAGAGGGAGGACAGCUGCCAGUACGCUCACUCCGUCAUAGAGCUCCAGACCUGGAGGGUCCAACAGGACACUGGUAUCAGCCCUGAUGAGAUGGUGAAAGUCUCAAGGAACUAUCACCAGCAGCAAGAAGGGAAGUCAAGCAGCCAAACAUUUAGUCAAUGUCCUGCUGCGACUGACGGCGAGAGCAGAGCGAGAGGCAGCCAUGUGAACAUGAAGAUGAAGAUGAACUUUGCCUGUGCUCAGUGCUGGCGAGGAGGCAACAUGAGCCUGCCAGACAAAGCCCUCAAGUACUGCAGUGCCAGGGCCAAACACACGUGGACCAAGGAGCAGCACAUGCUUCUCGUCAAGACCUUGGACAAAAAUAAAUGGGUUCCGGUCCGACCACUGCCGCAUACCACCAAGAACUGCCCGGCACAAUAUGAAAUGUGCAACCAGAUACUGGAGAGAAGGAAAUGUAACUACUCUGAGAGAUGCACCUUUGCCCACAGCCAAGAGGAGAGGGACAUGUGGAUGUACAUGAAGAGACAAGACAUACGGGACAUGCAGCAGAUGUACGACAUGUGGCUGACCCUAAGCACCUCCAGUCGUCAAGCAGACGGAGCUAUGAUCACCCAGUCUGCCCAGGAGGAGAAAUACAUCGUCAUGCCAACGGACUACGCUGAGCCAAUGAGUGGCUUCCACUGCCGCCUGUGUGGCAAGCACAGCAACAGCCAGCGUCAGUGGCAGCAGCACAUCUCCACCCUGAAGCACCGGGAGCGUGUCUUCAGCUGCCAGGACCAGGACCUGCCUUUCACCUGGAACUACCGCUUCCCUGCUCCUCGCUUCCAGCUCUGCUCCAAGUCUGAAAGUGACUGCCCUGACGGUGCCAGCUGUGACUCCGCCCACAGUCCCGAGGAGCUGCAGGAGUGGGUGGAAAGGCGGGACGUCCUGCGCCAGAGGUUGGCCCAAGCCAGGGAAGACAUGCUCAUCAUGCCCGAUGAGUUUGACUUUGGGAAGUACAACUUUCUGCUUGCAGAGUCCGACCAACCACCACCUUGAUGUCUUGCACACCUUCUAUCACACUGCUGCUGACACAUGUUUUCUGACCAACCACCACCUUGAUGUCUUCUUGUUGACCUGCACACCUUCUAUCACACAGCUGCUGACACAUGUUUUCUUCUACUUCUGCAAAUCACACAGCUGCUGACAGAUGUUUUCUUCCAUGCACAUCAUCUAUUUGGUCACUUUAUGAGGGAAGUUCAACGCUUGCUAUCACCUCACUGACAUGUUUUCUUCUUGGUCCAACCGCCUUGCUUACCACCAUGAAACUUCUUCUGCUUCUAUAAGGGGAUCUUGUGCACUCUUGACUGUUUUGUCCAAGUCACGGUCCACCUGAACAAUUCUAAGACUCUUUCGUUCUAAAUAAAUGUGUUUUAAUUUUGACAUAUAA